Molecule: messenger RNA, 383 nt
Organism: Alexandromys fortis (reed vole)
Lineage: Eukaryota; Metazoa; Chordata; Mammalia; Rodentia; Cricetidae
Product: beta-defensin 19
Exons: 2
Coding region: 62-325 (87 amino acids)
Biological process (GO): defense response to Gram-negative bacterium; antifungal innate immune response; defense response to Gram-positive bacterium
Cellular component (GO): extracellular region
Molecular function (GO): lipopolysaccharide binding
Source: RefSeq, a predicted model, not a curated record
CCCAGGGAACGCUGUUCCUGUCCUGCAGCUCAGCUGCCUCCUUCACCCGGGUACUGCCACCAUGAAGCUGUUGCUCCUGCUUCUUGCCAUAUUUGUGGCAACGGAACUGGUGAUGUCAGAUGAAUGCUGGAAGGACGGACACUGCCGGGUGAUGUGCAAGGACGGGGAAGACAGUGUCAUACGCUGCCAAAAUCGCAAGCGCUGCUGCGUCCCUUUGCGUUACCUAACCCUCCCUACCAUGGUCAUUGAUGGAGUCCUUGGCUGGACCACUCCUACGACGUCCUCAAAACUCCAUAGAAAGAAGAGACGCUCCUACUAUUGGUAGAAAGGAUGUUGCUUCUCAUCCUUUAGUCUCUACACCACAUUAAAACUCACAGAAUUGA